Pimephales promelas (fathead minnow) is the source of this 3096-nucleotide messenger RNA. RefSeq names its product OMA1 zinc metallopeptidase (gene oma1). Gene Ontology annotation, molecular function: metalloendopeptidase activity. Gene Ontology annotation, biological process: protein quality control for misfolded or incompletely synthesized proteins; mitochondrial protein processing. Lineage: Eukaryota; Metazoa; Chordata; Actinopteri; Cypriniformes; Leuciscidae. The record is from RefSeq and is a predicted model, not a curated record. Gene Ontology annotation, cellular component: mitochondrial inner membrane.
UUAACCACACAGCUGUAUUUAACAUUUUUAAUUAAAGUUUGAUGGAAUUUUGUAAUUCUGUUUGAUCACAAUGUGCAAGAAAGUGUUUGCAGCACUUAAAUAAAAUUUUAUUAUGAAAAAGAGAUUAGUUGGAUAGGCAUGGAGUCACAAUUUUAAAGAACGUUUUGACUGUCAAAAGGCCAAUUUUUCUGGUUCAUUUCAGUAUUUCAUAAAAUAAUUUUUUGAUUUUAAUAAUGUUAGAGUAGUAAAUGCUGUAAACGCAUUUUUACAGCAUUUAGUUUGUUUACUAAUGUAGUAAACUAAUAUUAACAUGUGGAAUCUUAUACAUUAUAUAAAAACUGCUGUAUAAUACAUCGUUUUUGGUAUUGGUACGAGACGUUGUGACCCUAUCUUGUAAAUAUCUGAACAGAGUCGGACACAAAAGUGCUACUGAAAUAGAAUUCUAAAACGAAACCAAAUAUAGAUCAAGAUGUUUAUUUAUUCUUUAUUUAGCCACCAGAAGACGAUGGAAUGGAAGAAUUAAUUACAUUAUGUUAGUUACUGUGACCUGUGACAGACGGGCGGAACCUUGGGAAGUGUUGAUGUUUGCGGGGGAGUGUUUUAACUGUCGCAAUCAGACUCUGAAGUACAAGUGCGAGGAUGAAAAGAGUUUAGAGGGCUUUUAAAACAGAUAAUCGUUUUAAAUAAUUAAUGCGUAUGAUUAAGCAGGUGUAGCAAUACAUAUCUUGCAACGUUUUAGUGGUCUGCUUAGUUUAAUACCGCUCAAACAACGCGCCAUGUGGACUUUACUGGACUUUUCUGCUUCCUAGACAGUGUCAUUGAAAAUACUUUUGUGAAUUUAACAUGCAUUAUGAGCUCAUAAACUCUCUCUCAUUUGACCCGUAUAAUAAUUAACAAAAGAUGAGUGUUCAGUUGAUUUUAUAAUAAUAUUGGAGCAGAUAUUCGCCUUGUCAAGCACGUCGACAUGUUGUCCAUAAACCUGCUCCGGUUACACUCAGUGAUAAGAUGUUGUGGACAGAGACACUUUCAUUGCCGUCCAUCACUCUUUGCCUCUGCUCGGAUUUAUCUGAUGAGGACAAACUUUUCUUCCUAUCUGAAAGCAAGAGGAUCUGUCACUGUUUCUCCUUCGUGUCUCUGUCUGAGGUCAAGAUUGAGACUGAACAGCAGUGUAACAACGUUCAGACCUCCAGUUCUUCGAGUUAUCGUCCAGUCGACUCGUGAGUUUCACAGUUCAGGCAGACUGAGAGCUGUACCUGCACCCCUGGUAUGGCUGGUACUGAAGCCCAUGCAGAAGAUCAUCGCCAUCAUACUGGGCCGGAGCAUCAGAAAAUGGUGGAUGGCCCUGCCCGACAAUAAAAAGCAGCUGUUUCGUGAAUGGACAUGGCGUCGACGCUGGCACUUGUUGGGAGCUGUGUCGGGACUGCUGUUCUUCAUCUCUCUCCUUUUUCUCACCCACCUGGAUGAAUCUCCUAUUACAGGCAGGACCCGACUGCUGUUGUUCAGCAAGGAGGCCUUCAUGGAACUGGCUCAGUCCACUGCGGAAGCGUAUAUGGAGGAGUUUAAGGAUUCUCUGAUUGCUCCAUCGGACCCCAGGCACCAGGCGGUGGAGCUACUGGUUCAGACUCUGGUAAAGAGGAACAAGGAUAUUACUGGGAUGUCCGCUGUCCCCUGGACCGUCCAUGUGGUUGACGGCCCACCCAUCAACGCAUUUGUUUUGCCAAAUGGAGAGAUCUUCGUCUUCACGGGAAUGCUGCAGGCUGUAGCAGACGUUCAUCAGCUGGUCUUUAUACUGGGACAUGAGAUGGCUCACGCUCUGAUUGGUCAUGCAGCAGAACAGGCCAGUUUGUCUCACGUGGUGGACCUGCUGUCUAUCGUCCUGCUAACGGCGAUCUGGGCCAUAUGUCCUCGGGACAGUUUAGCUCUUCUGGGCCAGUGGAUUCAGGGCAAACUAAUGCAGUUCUUAUUUGACCGGCCCUUCAGUCGUAAGCUGGAGGCAGAGGCGGACCAGGUUGGCCUACAGCUGGCUGCCAAGGCGUGUGCUGAUGUGAGGGCGGCCACAGUGUUUUGGCAGCAGAUGGAGAUCUAUGAUCAGUUGAGUGGCCAACCAACCAUCCCCGAAUGGCUGUCCACACACCCUUCCCACCAAAACCGCGUCAGACAGCUGGACCGCCUCGUUCCUGAGGCUCUGGAGCUCCGUGCACGCUGUGACUGUCCCGCCCUCCCCGAAGUUGACCCCCGUGUUGUUUUUUACAAGAGCGUUAAAUUGCUUCUAGACAAAAUUGAAAAACAAGAGCUGAUGGAAAAAGAGGAAAAGAUUGAGAAAGAGAGAGCUGGAGUCAUGUUGCCACUCCCCCAAACCCAUCCUGUCCCGACUCAAGGGUCUCAGCCUCAGCUGGGGGGAGUGCUGGCCACAUCCGCUCUGCCACAAACUCUGCUUAGUAAAUGAGACUUGAUGAAAUGUGACUGACAGGGACAAAUUCAAGCUUUCCUUUUCAUUUCUCUUUUUCAAGUCCAUUGGCUCUGAACAAGGCCUGGGAGGAUCAUCAGAUAGAACUGGACAAUUUUAAUUUUGAAUCCAUUACAUUAGUUGUCACUUUAAUACACAUUUGUUACCUAGGUCAAUUGCUGUGGUAAUAGUCUGUACGAUUAUUUGGAAUAGGCAUAUGUACAUCAUUUGUGUGUGAUGCUUGAGUUUAUGCCCUAAAUUCAAGUAUCCGCCGCAGUGCGUUCGUGUUAAUAAUGGAGCUAUUCUAAAUGGGCUUUUAAUUGGAUUUAAUGAUGUUAUUAGCAUAAGACCCCUGUGAAGUUGAAUGCAUAAUGUUGUAUAGUACAUUAUUCAUCAAACAUCUGCCUUUGCUUUAAUGUCCUCUAUAGGUUCUAUCCUGUGAUAUAACUCUGAUGUAUAUCAGCUAAUGUCACUGACUUUAAACUGCAUGGAGCUGUGGACACACUUCAUUAUUUAAAGGAUUUGUCAAUGGCCAGCUGACGCCAAAUGAGUCCAACGCUUGCAUUCUUGGCAAGUGUUGAUUUUAUUUUUUUAAAUGCACUGUGAAUAUGUGACUGGAAUUACACUCAAGAUAAAUUAAUUUCACUCAG